AAUCUGUUCUAUAUAAUGCUUGACCUCGAAAGUAGUCUGUACGGCGCAACCAUUCGACUAUAAUAGUUAUCUGUGCCACAGUCGUCAGGGCAAUCACGCAAGGCUAUCUCCAACAGCGGGGUCAAUAUGUCGGACAAGGAAAAAGACAAGAGAACCUUCAAGGAGAAGAAGGCGUCAGUAAUAAGACAAAUCAUCACUUCCGUCAGCAUCAGUAGCACGGUAUUUGCCCUCAGCUAUCUAUACCUUCCCAUCAACACCUCCGGUUUGACAGAACUUCCGGACAGACUCGCUCUCACCAUAUGCUGCCUCUUUGUGUCUUCGUUCUCUAUCAUCAUGGGGGUUCAUGCCGUGGGAAAUGUUCGAGGAAAUACGAACGCCAUUGAUCCGGUAUACGGCGGAGCGGAGAACCUCGUGGAUGUUCCGAACAGAAUCCUCCGGAAUACAACGGAACAGUUCUUUCUGCACAUGAUGGCCAUGCUAACUUUGACAGUGUUCUUGCAGGGUAGCUCUAUGAGGGCUAUUCCUAUCCUCUGUGGGGUGUUUCUAGUCGCUAGAAUUGUAUAUCAGGUUGGAUACAUGUCGUCUCCAAUGUAGAGAGGAUAUGGGUUUGCCGGUACAUUCUUACCAACAUUAAGCGUUUACGCUUAUUGCAUUUUCUGCAUUUUACAAAAAAUUGUGUUUUGAUCAUUUUAUGAGAACGUGUAGUUGAUGUGACAUAUUGCAUAUAUACUUUUAUACUUUUAUUUUACCCCAUCGCACUGUUAUGGUUGAAACAACAAUACCCUUGUAAAUAUAUACAGUAUGUAGAUGAUAACUUUAGGUGUCGUUAUCAAGGUGUUUUUUUUUUAAACAUUAAUAUUUGCUGACGAAUUACCUUAUUCGUGUUAAUUCAAAUACACUUGCAACUGAAUAAGAUACAAAAUUAUUUGUACAACCCAUUUUUCAUCAAUAUUAAAUUUUAAAAAAAAUUAAACCGUAAUUUAUAUGUACACUGUACUGUACUAGUAUUUAUGCAAGUGUGGUAACUUAAGAUUUAGCUUGAUCCGUGAAGUAUUGGAUUUAGCUGCCAGAGGAUUCGAAUUAUAGCAAAAGCUAGUAAAGGCAGUAUAUUUUACAUUAAUUUUGGCGCCCAAGAUGGGGACCUUGGUACUGUCUGGAGGGAUAAAGAGCAGGUCGUCUGUUGAACUUCGAUUCACAGAUGACGACACUCCGAAAGAGUGGACGACUCAUGUCUCUUUCCUAGGAGAGGAGCAACACACUUUGCUAAUUUACCCCAGUUGCUGUCUUUUAAUGUAUCUUACUAUCAGUUGUGAUAUAACCAUGUUUUGGCAGCGCUUUACAAGAACUUUAAAAGAUGGAAUUGAUAACAUGGUCAAUUUUUCCCCUAUAAAAUCCUCCCCUCGUUGGCCCCUGUUCUCAUAGACGACGCAUACAUUGUUCAACCCCAAUAACCGUUUGUAAAAGGCAAACAUUCAACUCCUAGCUAUUCGUACUACAUCGG
Magallana angulata is the source of this 1501-nucleotide messenger RNA. RefSeq names its product transmembrane protein 79-like. The record is from RefSeq and is a predicted model, not a curated record. Bases 127 to 594 code for a protein of 155 amino acids. Lineage: Eukaryota; Metazoa; Mollusca; Bivalvia; Ostreida; Ostreidae. Gene Ontology annotation, biological process: regulated exocytosis. The transcript has 2 exons. Gene Ontology annotation, cellular component: lysosomal membrane; trans-Golgi network membrane.